Striga hermonthica is the source of this 1356-nucleotide messenger RNA. The record is from the annotation of a GenBank genome assembly. Lineage: Eukaryota; Viridiplantae; Streptophyta; Magnoliopsida; Lamiales; Orobanchaceae.
AUGGCGCCGGCCACAAUCGUGCAAGACAUUCGGGUUUUCGUGGCUACGUGGAAUGUAGGUGGGAAUACUCCAAACCACGAACUCAAUCUCGAAGAUUUCUUGCAAGUCGAGGGUUUUGCAGACAUAUAUGUGCUCGGGUUCCAGGAGAUCGUACCAUUAAGCGCGGGUAAUGUUUUAGUGUCAGAGGAUAACGAGCCGGCUUCAAAAUGGCUAGCGCUCAUAAGCCACGCGCUCAACAAACCGUACCACGAAUCCAUCUACUCAUCGUCGGCCCAAAACCCGUGCGCAAACUCCAAAACCACAAACGGGUCGAAGGACUCGAAAUCGAACCACAUUUUCCACAAGCCGUCGCUAAAAGCACUCAACAAGAAUCUCAAGGGAGAUAGCGAGCUCCUCAAGAGUUGCAACUGUUGUAGGAACCCCUCAUUUUCGAAUCGAGGAGGGGCGAGGAGGAACUUCAGAAAGACCCACUUGAGCUUUAGCGACCCGAGCAUGCACGAGUUUUUCGCGAUAGCCGAGAUUGAUUUGCCGACGAGGCUCAACUAUCAGCUAGUGGAGAGCAAGCAAAUGGUUGGGAUUUUCUUGUCGGUGUGGGCCCGGGCGGGCCUAGUGAAGGAUAUCGGGCACCUAAGUGUCUCUUGCAUGGGGAGGGGAAUCAUGGGAUGCCUUGGCAAUAAGGGUUGUAUAUCGAUGAGCAUGACGGUGCACCAAACGAGCUUUUGCUUCGUGUGCAGCCACCUGGCGUCGGGCCAAAAGGAAGGAGACGAGCUCCGCAGAAAUUCUGACGUGGCAGAAAUCUUGAAAGGCAUCCAAUUUCCUCGGCUUUGCAAGAACCCGACCCGCCGGGUCCCCGAAAAAAUAAUCCAUCAUGACCGUGUGAUUUGGCUAGGGGACUUGAAUUAUCGAGUAGGAUUGAGCUAUGAAGAGGCAAGGAUAUUGUUGGAAGAUAACGAUUGGGACUCUCUCUUAAAUAAAGAUCAGCUGAACAAGGAAAGAGAAGCAGGAAGAGUAUUUAUUGGGUGGAGCGAGGGCAAGAUUGUGUUCGCGCCCACAUACAAGUAUUCCCACAAUUCUGAUUCAUAUGCUGGUGAGACCACCAAGUCCAAGAAGAAAAGGAGGACCCCUGCAUGGUGUGAUAGAAUUUUAUGGCGUGGAGGUGGCAUCGAGCAACUAUCAUACAUACGUGGGGAAUCGAGAUUUUCGGAUCAUAGGCCCGUUUGUGCGGUUUUCGCAGUUAAGGUGGAGGUCGCUAAUAACAAGAACAUGGCGAAGUUUAGAAAGGGUUAUUCUUGUGCCAGCACAACACUUGAAUUCGAGGACUGCAUACCACAAAGGCAUAGUUUUUGCAACUUUUAG